UGCCACUCUGAAAACGUCAAACAGCGAAAAGUAAAGAGAGAAAAAAAGUGAAGAAGAAAAGCAGCGGCGCUGAAAAACAUUUUGCGGAGCAGUGAUUAGUGGCGGAAAUUGCGCGAAAAACUACUCGCGAAAAAAAAAAUCAGUUUCGACGACGGUUCGCAGCUACUUCACUGAAAAGAAGCGAUUCCGAUUGCGGGAGCAUCUUUGUGGCAUUUUCGUUCCGUCGCAUUCCGUUGCAAGCGGGCAAACAAUGUUUGACAACAGAGCGGAAGCUUGAGACGGAUUUCGUUCGCUUGUUUGUCGCCGCCCGCGUUCCCGGUCCAGUCCAGUAGCCCCGCGGAUAAACGGACUCCAAAACGGCGAUUCGGUGCGAUUCGUCACGUAAUGAAUGUGAAAAAUAAGACCUGCCUGUUUUGCCUCAAGCAGCGGCAAAUCCUGGUGGACGAUUCCUGCACGGCGAAGGCUAUCCAGAAGAUCUACAGCAUCACGCUUCCGACCGACGAAUGCCGCAUCUGCAUCGAGUGUCAUUUUAACGUUGGCCGCAUCCGGGAGUUUAAGCAAAGCAUCGACCGGUGUUCCGACUUUGACGUGGACAGUUGCUUCGUUUGCAAGUCGGAAAACACCGUAAGCGAACCGGGCGUGGACCGUGUCGUCGACUAUCUGCUCAAGCAAUGUACGACCAUCGAUAUUGGUAACACGGACACCGUCAGAGCAUGCACGACGUGUCUGUACCUAUUGGAGAUUUCCAUUAAGUACGAAAAGCUUGCACGAAACUACGCCAACGGCCAGCGCUUCUGCAAGCAUUUUGCCACCAUUCGGGAUUGCAACGUUGCACUGGGCAAGAUCGAUCUGGAUUCGCUGGGGGACAUUUGUGCCACCUUUGAGGGCAACCGAGGGCGUGGCAAAAAAGGCAAAAAGCGGGGCCGAGGAUCGUGGGGCGGUCGCGAGGAGAAUGCUUCCAAGAGGUCCAAGAAAGAGGACGGUUCCGUUAUGCCGGUCAUGCUGACAAAGCUGACUCCGACAAUGACGCCAGCAGGACGACCCGGCAAGAAGAGCCUUUCGCCGGACGCGAGCUCCAGCAAGAAGGGCGGAAAGGGCAAACCCAACAGCAAAAUAUUCAUCAAGCUUCCGGGCCCGCGAAAGCAGCGCUGGAAAAAAAACCGCACCAACCGCAUCACGUAUGAAGCUCCCCAUUCGCCGAGCAUAUCCAUUCCGAGCGAUCCGUCCAUGAACGAGUUGAACCGAAUCUUCAAUGUCGAGCUGCGUCCGCUAUCUGUUCGGAUAGAGCACGUGGAUCUGUCGAGCUACUUGAACCGGACGAUUUCGCACGACAAAACCUCGCGACAUCCACGAAAGCCCAAGAAGGAGGAGUUUAUCGGGUUGGACGAGGAAGACGUGGUCGAACUGCAGCAAAACAACACCAGCAUCUGCUCGGUCGGGAAGCGGAAGAGCAUUCUGGUGACGGACCGCAUCGAAAGUCCCAACUCGGCCAAAAAGAAGGUCAAAUUUUCCGACUCACCCAGCAUCAAAUACGUGGAAAAGGUGAACUUUAGCGACGACGACGAUGACGACAGCGAGGAUGCCGAUUACGAAGGCAGCAAACCGGCCAAGAAGAAGAGCCCGAAAGCGCAAAAUGGCGGUGCAACGCCGGAGAACGGCAAACCGCGCCGGGGCAGACCCAAGAAGGUGAAGGACUUUACAGCGGAGGAGGAGAAAAAGGACGAGGACGGCUUGCCGAUGAAAGAGGGCAACACUGAUUCGAGUGAAAAGAAAGAUGAUGUAACGGAUGCGUGUUCGACAAAUGCCGAAGUCGUACAAAACGACGAAAAGGAUGAUGAACCUAGGACCAGUGACGGAGAAAAAUCCGAGGAGCAACCUGAAAAGGACAAGGAAGAAGCCGUGCUCGAGAAUGGCAGCGCAAACGAAGCGGAGAAGCUCGAUUUAUCAGAUACGUUGCAAUCUGUCGAAGCUGCCAUUAGUUCGCUGGAUGCGGAUAUAUGCGAAACCGGCACGGAAGACGCUCCAAUGGACACGACUGAAGAACAAGCGCCCCCAAUGGCGAUCGAUGAAGCACCGAAAGAAGACGAAAUCCAACCGGCGGAAACGGACGACGCGGAAAUGAAAGCCACACCGGAACCGGAGAAAUCACCCGAAGACGUUGAAAUGGCCGAGUCCCGCACACCUCCGGAAGUAGCGCUGGAGGAUGUUGACAUGAAGGAAGAAAGCCCAACUGAAGUGGUCACGAACCACACCGAACCACACUCGGAACCAGAAAUUGCAAGGGAAGACAUCCCACAAGAGGCGGCCACAACAGAGUUUGAAGCGUCGGACAAGGAAGAUGAAAUCGAACAGGUGAAGCAAUGCCUCAACAACAUUCUGGGAGAGCAAAUUUCCGAUUCUGAGCCGAGCCAAACGGAUGAACAAAGCAAUCAGGAGAAGGAAAAAGUCGAAUCGGUGCCUAACGAGAAACACGAACCACCAGAAGUGGAAACUGAGCCGGAAGCGGAACAGCCACAGGAAUUAACCGCGAAAGCAGAUCCGGAAACGGAACCAGAAUCAUCCCAAGUCGAAAAAUCUCCUCCACCACCACCACUACCGCCGCCAGAAACGCCUGAAAGGAAGGAUCAGACGUUCUCCUCGCUGGACGAUGUCGACGACAUUUCCGACGACGAUGGCAUUCUGGACCAACUGGACCAAGAUGGCGAGGAAGAUGGGCGACACAACCGCAAACGAUCGCCCGAUCUUCCACCGCUAGGAGAGGACAGUCUCUAGGUGGCCGGCCAUGUGUACUAGUAACUUUGUGUCCAUUUGAGUUGUUUUACAAACUAUGACCGCCCGUUUAACGAUGCCGAAGGGUGCGAGAUAUUUUGCUGCACUGAAACUUUUCUUUUAAAAAAAUAAUCAUGAAAUUAAACAAAACUACAAGUAUGGAGUGCGAUUUUGAUGUAAAUCCUCAAAAUUGCUUUUCAAAUGCAGAAAAGCGUGUACAACUUUUUAUGUGAAAUGUAAAAUUUCAGAUCUAUUGUAGCAGACAAACAAUAUGAACGGAAAUAUAUAUUGAAUUAAGUUUGGACAACAAACAGCAA
Molecule: messenger RNA, 3086 nt
Organism: Culex quinquefasciatus (southern house mosquito)
Lineage: Eukaryota; Metazoa; Arthropoda; Insecta; Diptera; Culicidae
Product: fibrous sheath CABYR-binding protein
Exons: 4
Coding region: 385-2772 (795 amino acids)
Source: RefSeq, a predicted model, not a curated record